Trichobilharzia szidati is the source of this 4506-nucleotide messenger RNA. NCBI's taxonomy places the organism in Eukaryota, Metazoa, Platyhelminthes, Trematoda, Strigeidida, Schistosomatidae. The record is from the annotation of a GenBank genome assembly.
CUGCCAUUCAGCGCGCGAUCCGAUGCGCGGAAUGAAUAAUGUUUUGGGUUUUCGACAUUCCUUGGUUUUACUUCUUCAGAUCUUAGCGGAUUUUAUUGGAUUUAAAUGACAUCAUCAGGAGGAAUUAUCUGGGAGGUUCUUCUUUUGAACAAUCUACCUGUGGCGAUUUAUGACAUUACUGCAUGACAUGAGCAGUCAAACAAGGUUGGCAAUGAAUCAUGGUUCUUUAAAGCUGCAGCCGUUUAUGGUUAAUGGAACAAUCAAUUUAACACAAGAUUUUAGUUUGGUUAAAACAGGCGAUGAGUCUAACUUUUAUUUAUCACCAUUACCUGCACCCCUGGCUAAUGAAACUACAACUAGCAACAAUGCUAUCCCAGGGAUGCAGGAGAUUUUUGACAAGUUGGCAUCACGUCCCCAUCCUUCUCCCAUUUUGGCCGCCACACUUACAAAAUUUGGGAAUCAUGUCGAUCUUUGUCAGGAGUCAGUUUCCAACAAGGAUGUUUUCAAUUCAAGUGCUCCACCUAGUCACAAUGGUUCCGAUUCAUCAAAGAAACUGCAAUUCUAUCUAAAAUCAUCACAGAUUGAAACCUCUUCGUCUUCUUCACUUAUUGAUUUAAGUGAUUUUCCAUCUAGUCCUAUAUCCGGUGCAUUCGCCGACUUUCAGUCACUGAGAUAUAUUCCUUUAAACUUGGACUGUUCAUCUUCUGCAAACAUUUCACUGUCAACAGCUAAUUCAGUACUUGAUCAGUGUGUAGAUGAUAGUGAUUGUUUACCGGUCUACAGUAACUGUCCUCCUAAUCUUGAUGAAGAGGAAACUGAUCUGGUCCCAAGUGAACUUGUUCAAUUUGUUAGUGAAUCUACUCGCCAAAUACCGAGUGAUUUAACAGAUGUUGUUUCUGCAGGAGAUUCGGAUAUUGAAGAUUUAGAUCAUGAAGCCCGUCUAGCCUCUUUGUGUAUACCUAUUCUUCGCUCGCCUUCACUAGGGCAUUCUAAUUUACUGGACAAUGCACAACCACCAACAUUAUCACCAGAAUCUUCAGGUUGUCCACAUUCACCUUUUGAUCACAUAGAUAUUUCAUCAGAUCCCAGUUAUGAGAAGUCAUAUUUUAGCCAAACUCCUGAAGGCACAGUGGAAGAUGUAAAUAAACAACAUGUUCUUUCCCCAAAAAUGAAUAUUAUUACCAAUGGUGCAUUGUCUGAUGAGCUUAUAUCUCGCAAUGAUACCAAUAAUCAUGAUCCAUUACUGUCAACAACACACAUCAACUCUUCAAAUUUCAUUUCUAAUAGCAGUUCCUUUACAUACCAGUCGGAUAAUCGAACUACAGUGGAAAAUUGUUCUAGUUCUGUGAUGCAUUCUCCUACCUCUGGAUUAUCUGAAAAUAAAAUAUUACCACCGAUCACAGUGUGUAGUCCUUACAAAAUUCCUUCAUUAUCAACAACAACCCUACCACCAAGCUCUGUCUGUGUAAGUCAGAUAGGAUCUUUUACUCUACCGUCUAUUCAGAAUCAUUUCAUAUUAAAAGAUGUGGUGAACUGUUCUAAUUUGAACGUCAGCAACGCUCCUAAUUUCCAGUGUAUUGUUACGAAGUCAAUGCCGGAUUCUUCUACAACGACAUCUGAUGGGACAUAUAACAAUAUAGCUAAAACUCCUUCCCUUGUGAAUUUAGUAUGUUCUAAUAAUGAAGGAGGAAAACAAUUAAUAUUUCCAUCGAAAUCUGAUCGAACAGAAAGCCUUGAUUUCAGCGUUGUGCAGAAUUACAAUCGAGAAACAACACAAUACUCUGAACAAAUAAUAAAAACACUCCCUCAAUCAAAUAUUCGUGAUUCAUCUCUCAUUCCAAAUCUUAGGUUUACUACCAUAAUUGGAUCUAACUCUCAAAACACACCAUUAGCAGCUACACCAUCUCGAAGUAUUUCAUCCAUCUCUACAUUUGAUCAAAACCUGUCAUCUAAUAUUGAGCAAGAGUCAAUUUGUGAACCCAAUAAAGGCGUGAAACAGUUAAUUGUUUCAUCUGAAAUAAGAUCCCUGAUCACGACCUCCAGUGACCAUCCUUUUGCAUCUACUGUCUCUACUGUUUCUUGUCCUACAGGCAAUACUAGUUAUAUUGAAGUUGGCACUCCAUAUCGUUCCAAAGAAGGAAGUUGUGUUGCUCAGAACCCGUUGAUAUUAUCGACUCCAACUUUUCAGAUUGCACCGCAUCCUGUUAGCACACAAUCUACAUUUGUUGUCUCGCAUGCAGUUACUCCUGGUGUCGUCUCCCAUGCAGAACUCCAGCCAACUACUCCAAUUGUUUUAUCUCUUAAAAGUAGACCAUCUGUUGAAGUUCCGCAGCCACAGGUUACUAACUUAACUAGCAGUUCUGGUUGUGUCCUAUUACCGUUACAAAUCUUAAACUCCUUGCCCACUGUAAACCCCGGAAUGUCUAUAUUACUAAAUAUUAAGAAUGGAAAUCCUGUCCGACAGAAUCCCACACCUUGUCUUCCAAAUUUUGCAUCAAUGAAUACUUUAUCAGAUAAGAGUUGUCCUAUUACACCGGAAACAAACGGGACAGUUUUUCUUCUCCCAACAUCUAAUAUUGUUACAAAUCUUAAUGGAAAUGUUUCUAAUAUCCCGAUUUUACAACUUCCCUCUCAACAACAGUAUGUUAAUUUUCUCCCUUCUACAUUCACUACUCCACUGUUAUCAAAUUCAAGUAUAUCAUCUCCUUUACAGAAUUCACCUACAUUAGUAAAUAGUUUUAAUACACCUCAAGUGGAUAUUAAACAAUCAAUUCCUGGGCAGUUACCUUCUGGAACACAAUUUUUUAUUCUUCGCUCAGCCUCUAAAUCGAAUAUUAUUAAUCCUGCAUAUUUUACUCCUACUUCAUCAUCAUCACCAUCGUCGUUGUUGUUGUCUUCUUCUUCUUCAGCACCGGCAUCAUCAUCAACAACAACUAUAAAUACAGUAAAUGGAGCAGCAUUCACUCCUUUGUCUGCUUCAUCCACUGGUUUAACUGUAGUCUUAGCUAAUCCUUCUAGUCAUAAAAAUCCUUCAGAAUCAGGGAAUCUAGUUUUUCUUCCAACAGCUUCUACCAGAUCAAAUAUUUUUCCGUUAUGUACAAAUAAUACUUUAACAUCUAACUUUUCAACAACUUCUUCUGGUUUUAUAACAGCAGCAGAAGGAGUACCACUAGCAGCAGCAGCAAAAACAACAACCUUAUCAUGGACUCCUGUAUCGAAUUUCACUAAUCAUGAUAGUAAUAGGCUAGUUAAUAAUAAUAAUAAUAAUUCUACUACUGCAAUUACUUCAUCUAAUACUAAAACAUCGACAUCAUCGACUUUAAAUUAUCAAUCAUCAGUAGAUAAUUUAAAUGAUACAUCCUUUUCUCUACCAUUAACUUUAUUACCUAAUAUUCCACAGCAAACUAUGAUUUUGUCAUCUUCAUCGUGGAAUACACAUUCACCAAAUAAUAAUAACAAUAAUAGUGGUAGUAAUGUAUUCACAACAUCACAAAGUUUCAAUACUCAUGCAUUUCUCUCCCCUGCAACGACAUUAUCAUCCUCGUCGAUGUCUUCCUCUUCGUGUAUGUCAUUUGAUAAUAAUUCUUUACCUUCACCGCCUAUUUCCUAUUCAAAUGUUAGUGUAGAGACGUCAAAAUCGAAUCAAUCAGUAAAUUCUAGUCCAACUGUUAAUCAUUGUUUACUUCCUCCAGUCUCUGCAUUAUCAUCUCCUAUUAAUCCUAAUAAUAAUAACAACAACAACAAUAACAAUAAGGAUUAUGCAAACAGUAAAGUUGGCAUUUCCACUUUAACAUUAUCAAACAAUCAACAAAAUGAGACAAAAACAAAUGUUAUAGUUUUACCUUCUGCGGAUAAACUACUUUCUUCGCGUAAUUAUUCACAAAUCUCUAGUGUAACAGCACAAACUAAUAAUAAUAAUAACAAGCUACAAGAGUCGAAAUGUCGACGUAUAUCUUCUUAUUCUUCGCCUAAUACACCUUCCAUUCCAUCGACUACAGUAACUGUUUCUACUACUACGACAGCAGCAGCAGCAGCAUUAAUGCAAACUGUUGUGACAUCGUCUAAAACUGUAGUCACCUGUUGUUCAAGACGCAGACAUCAAUGUCCGUAUUGUCCAAAAUCUUGUGAAAGAAAAGAUAAUCUUCAAGCUCAUAUUCGUACACAUACUGGAGAACGACCAUAUCCGUGUCGUUAUUGUCCGAAAGCAUUUCCACAGAAAGAUCAUUUACGAGCUCAUAUUCGUACGCAUACAGGUGAAAAACCCUAUAGAUGUCCACAGUGUUUAAAAGCAUUUGCUCAACUGGGUAAUCUUCAUCGUCAUGUUAAAACUCAUCGUCGAUAAGAAAAAACAUUUUCUAUUCAGUUGAGAAAUGGAUUCAUUCUCAAUGUGAUGUUCAUUACUUUGUGUUUUCUAUUCAAAUCAAUCAAUCAAUCAACAAUCAAAGCGAAAUGGCGUCAAAUCAGUUUAUAUAUAUAUAUAUAAUAUUAUAUAGUAUUAACAGCCCC